Molecule: messenger RNA, 636 nt
Organism: Bombyx mandarina (wild silkworm)
Lineage: Eukaryota; Metazoa; Arthropoda; Insecta; Lepidoptera; Bombycidae
Gene: eIF1A
Product: eukaryotic translation initiation factor 1A
Biological process (GO): translational initiation
Molecular function (GO): RNA binding; translation initiation factor activity
Source: RefSeq, a predicted model, not a curated record
AAUAAACUGUCAACGGUACACAAAUUGUCAAGAAAAGAAAACCAGGUUGCUAAUCCAUGGGUCUUUUGUAGUGUAACUGUUUAAGUUUAUAGUAAAAAUCAUAUAAAACAUGCCGAAAAACAAAGGUAAAGGAGGAAAAAAUAGGAGGCGAGGAAAGAACGAAAAUGAAACUGAAAAACGUGAGUUGGUCUUUAAGGAAGACGGACAAGAGUACGCCCAAGUCACAAAGAUGCUCGGUAAUGGCCGCUUGGAGGCCAUGUGCUUUGAUGGCAUCAAACGCCUGUGUCACAUCCGAGGGAAACUACGAAAAAAAGUGUGGAUAAAUCAAGGAGACAUAAUAUUAAUAGGCCUACGAGAUUAUCAAGAUGCGAAAGCUGAUGUCAUCUUGAAAUAUACUCCUGACGAAGCUAGGAAUCUAAAGACGUAUGGAGAAUUCCCAGAGACGGUCCGCAUCAAUGAGACAGUAGUGUAUUCUGUGGAUGGAUUAGAUGAAGAUAUUGAAUUUGGAGAUGAAGUCAGUUCAGAGGAUGAAGCUGAUGAUGUGUGAAUAUGUAAUUUUUAGCUUUAUUUAUGAUAUUUGCAGUAAGUCUCUGUAAAAUUCCUUCUGUUAUUAAACAUGACUUUAAUUUUUACUUA